AUGCCGUCUGUAGUUCUUCCCGAGUUAGAACCCUACACCCAUGUCCCCGAGACUAAGGAACAGCUCGACUGGGCGUCCCUCACAACCAUCGACUUGUCCAAGUAUGGCACUCCCGAGGGCAACAAGGAACUCUCCCAGACCCUAAUUCGAGCCAUCAACUCCAAGGGCUUUUUCUACGUCACCAAUUUUGGGAUCCAUCAGCAAGAUGUGGACCUCCAAUUCGCACUUGGGCAAGCAUUCUACAAGCUCUCUCUGGAAGAAAAGUUAAAGUACAUUGCCGACUUGGACGCGGGAAACUAUACUGGGUAUCGACCUGCUGGCAGGCGGCCAUUGCCAGGGGGCGUUCCAGAGAAGAUAGAGAUGUGGAACAUGUCGACUGAGGAUGGGCAGAUUAGGCAAUCCCUACCAAAACCACUGAAUAACUACCGUGACGAAAUCAAAGACUUCUCCAAGGCCCUCCAUGACAAGAUUUUGGACCCCCUGAACCAUCUUAUUGCCCUGGCACUUGAGCUGCCAGAGGAUUACUUCAAAGAACUCCACAGAUGGGACACCAACGAUGAGUCACACUUGAGGUACAUGAAGUACUCCAGGUUUUCUCAAGAGGAGGUUGAUUCACUUAAAGAUAAUCUGUGGAUCCGUGGACAUACAGAUCUAGGUUCUUGGACUCUGCUCUUCCGUCAACCAGUUGCCGGACUUCAGAUCCGAGACCCGGAGACAAACGAGUGGAAGUGGGCCAAGCCUCUUGAUGGGAGCCUCACUGUCAACGCUGGAGAUGCGCUAAGUUACCUGACAGGAGGAUACAUCAAGUCCACCGUGCAUCGGGUUGCGGUACCCCCAAAGGAUCAGCGAGAUGUCGAUCGUCUGGGUUUAAUGUACUUCACCCGCCCUCAGAACGAGGUGCCGCUCCAGACGGUUGCGUCUCCCUUCCUUCAGAGAGAGGGCUAUGCGCAGAAUGAUUUUGAGGCUGGUGGACACGAGAUACCAACCAUGGCCGAGUUUACCAGGCUAAAGCAGACGUGGAACCAACGGAAAGACGUCAGCCAAGAACAGCGAGAUGGGCAGCAGAUUCUUCCCGGUGUUAUAGAGAAGCGCUUCCUGUAA
Ilyonectria robusta is the source of this 1101-nucleotide messenger RNA. Its product is annotated as flavonol synthase. The coding region runs from base 1 to 1101 and encodes 366 amino acids. Gene Ontology annotation, molecular function: dioxygenase activity. The transcript has 5 exons. The record is from RefSeq and is a predicted model, not a curated record. NCBI's taxonomy places the organism in Eukaryota, Fungi, Ascomycota, Sordariomycetes, Hypocreales, Nectriaceae.